CCAUUGAGAUGCAAGGAUAGUAGGAGUGUGCCGCCAUUGCCGCUAUGCCUGAGUCCUGUGUUGCCACCGGUCCUCGGGGACUGUCAGUUGUUUAGACCGCCGGCCCCUCAGGGCGGACACCGGGAUGCAUGAGAAGCAGGAAAUGGAGUCAGUGACCUUUGAGGAUGUGGCUGUGAACUUCACCCUAGGAGAGUGGGCUUUGUUGGAUUCUUGUCAAAAGGAGCUCUACAGAGAUGUAAUGAAGGAAACAUUUAGGAACCUGAUUUCCAUAGGGAAAACAGAGGAAGAAGAAAAUAUUGAAAAGGACUACCAAAUUCUUGGAAGAAAUCUGAGCCCACAGGUGGUUGAGAGAUUCUAUGAAUAUGAACUUGGUAGUCAGUGUGGAGAAACCCACCAACAGAUUUCAGAGCAUAUUCUUAAUGAAGACAUUCCUCCUGGAAUAGAGCUAUAUAAAAGCAAUGUGUCUGAAAGAGACAUCAUUAGUCAUUCACAGUCAGAUAUUCACUUCAGAGGUCAAACUGGAGAGAAACUAUUUGAGUAUCAGGAACAUGUGGAAAAGCCUUUUAAACAUAAUAAAUGUUGGAAAGAUUUUACAUAUUCUAAGUACUUUGUGACCCACAAGAGCCCUUUUUCUAGAGAGAAACCCCAUGAAAGUAAACAAUCUGAUGCAUCCUCUAGUCUCACUUCUGAUCAGGAUUAUGAGACAACUUACACUGGAGAUAAUCUCCCUGAAUGUAAGCAAUUUGAGACCGCCCUCAUGACUUGCAGUUAUGUUCAAACAUAUGAAAGAAUCCACACUGGAGAGAAACAGUUUGUUUGUAAGAAAUGUGGAGAAGCCUUCGUCAAUUCCAGUCACCUUACCAAACAUCAGAGAAUUCAUACUAGAGAGAAAACUUUUGCAUGUAAUUAUUGUGGUAAAGCUUUCAUCCAUCCAAGGGCCUGUUAUAAUCAUGAAAAAACUCACACCGGAGACAGACCUUAUGUAUGUAAACAAUGUGGGAAAGCAUGCAUUCAUUCUUAUCACCUUCUCCAGCAUGAAAGAAGUCACACUCGAGAAAAGCUUUAUGCAUGCAAGCAAUGUGGGAAAGUAUUUGGACGUUCCUCAUAUCUUCGCAAACAUGAAAGAAUUCACACUGGAGAGAAACCUUACUUAUGUAAGCAUUGUGGCAAAGCGUUCAGCGAUCCCACAACCCGUAACAAUCAUGAAAGAACUCAUACUGGAGAGAAACAUUAUGUUUGUAAGCAGUGUGGCAAAGCAUUCAUUCGUUCCUCUCAGCUUCUCAUCCAUGAAAGAAUUCACACUGGAGAGAAACCUUAUGCAUGUAAACAUUGUGGUAAAGCCUUCACUUAUUCCAGUGCCUGUUACAUUCAUGAAAGAAUUCACACUGGAGAGAAACCUUAUGUUUGUAAGCAAUGUGGCAAAGCCUUUACAUGCUCCACAUACCUUCACAAACAUGAAAGAAUUCACACUGGAGAGAAACCUUAUGCAUGUAAGCAGUGUGGGAAAGCCUUCAUCCAACAUAGGGCUUGUUACAACCAUGAAAGAAUUCACACUGGAGAGAAACCAUAUGUAUGUGUGCAGUGUGGGCAUGCAUUUACUUUUUCAAAAUCCCUUCAAAUACAUGAAAGAAAUCACACUGGAGAGAAACCUUAUAUAUGUAAGCAAUGUGGGAAAGCCUUCUCAUGUUCCACAUACCUUCACCAACAUGAAAGAACUCACAGUGAAAAGAAACCCAGUGGGUAGAACUUACACCAGUAUAAACCAUCUUGGAGUCCCUAUAGUUAACUUGCUUUUAUUGCAAGGUAUGAAAGAAGUGUGGAGAGAAACCAGAAUGUGAGACUUGUGGAAGUAUAAUUCUGGCUCAUGUGUGCAAGUGUAUGUACGUAGGACAAAACCCAUUGUUGACCAUUUUUGGUGCUGCAUGUUUUUUAUUCCAAAACUAGAGAGGUAGAGGCUGGAAAAUAACAUUGAUUAAGUCCUAGGCUAUGUAGUGGGUUUGAACACAGCUUAGGAGAUUUAAGAAGAACCAGCUCCAACCAAAUGAAAUAUUCAUUGUGAAAAAUAGAAGAAAGUGGUUUUUUCAAAUAUGGUGAAAGUCAUCAAAUAUACUCAUGCAGUCAAAUCUUGUAAAAGCAAGAAAUGUGAAGACUUUGAAGCAAAUUUUGUGUAGAAUAUACCUGAAAAUAACCUUAAAUACACUAAAUAAAAGUUAAAAUAUUUUUAUUAUUUUUCUGUUCUUACACAAGACCUUUUGGCUUUGCAUUACUUUUUUUACCUUUUAAAUGUAUGAUUUGGCAUAUAGUUUUGGCAUGAUUUUUGCCUGCCUGUUGUCCCUGAUGUCUGGAAAGCUGAGGCAGGAGAAUACCUUGAGACUACAGUUGAAGACCACCUGGACACUAUUUCAAGGAACAACAGCAGUUAACACUAUAAAGAAUCUACUUGAAUUUUGGUGGUAUAAGUUGAUAAGUUUGGUAAAUCAAUGCAAUUUCAGUUUAGUGGGCAUAAAGUUUUUAAAACUUUAGAGCAAUGCUGUUUUUUCAUUGAAUUUAAAUGCAUUUGUAAUCAUCCAGUCUGCUUAAUUUGAAGUAGUUUUUUAGUACUUGUAUGUCAUGUGAAGUUGAAAAUGUAUGCUUGUUAAUUGUUAGUAUUUUCUGGCACGUUUCUUAAUAUUGUUAAUAUUAAUUGCUUGUCAGUUUCUUUAUAUUUAGGUGCAUACUCAGUUUUUCUCAGUGUAACGUUUCUUAUGUAGAUUUUUUAUUGGGUAAUUUUCAGUGUACAUUUUCUUCAAAUAAGUUUUUAGUAUUUCUCUGUGUAUCUGUUUUGUGUGUUGUAUGUGGGUGUGGGUAGUGUACAGCACAGGUGUGUAGGUCAGAGGACAACGUUCAGGAGUUGGUUCUCUGUUAGGCUUGUGCUGAACACAUUUUUACUCACUGAGCCUUGCCACCAGACCCAAAUAAGAUUUUUGUACAUUUUUUAAACAAUCUUAACUGUUUUCUAAUAAGCAUAUUAAAAAUGUUAACUUUCCUGUUUACUCUGAAGAUACUUUCAAAUAUUUUAUUCAGUGUAGUUUAAAACUGUACUUUUUCUCUAACUUAAAACUUAAUGUUCAUCAAUUUGAAGUUGCUUUUUAUCAUGUAAAAGUUACUUUCAUGUUUAUAUUGUUCAAUUGUUAAUAUAAAUUUUCCAUUGCUCAUUGCUGAUAUGAGUGGUUCUCUGGCCAGAGAUAAACAAGACCAUAUCAUUUAUCCCAAUAGGAUGUAAUGAAUUCUAGUAAAUCUUUUCAAAUAGGAUAAUGAUGCUAUAAUUCCUCAGUAGAAACAAUUUCCAUCCAAUUUCUAACAUGAUACUUGUUUUAAGUGAACUGGUUACAAUUCAAUAUAGUAUGUUGUUCUUAUUAGUUGGAAGCAGUUUGGGGUUGAAUAUAGUUCUGCCUUUUGUAAUCAUAAUAUAGUUCUCACCUGGACAGCUGUAGUAAGUAGUGCAUGACUACAAGUUAAUCACAUUUUAAAGAAGAUGGCAAUUUUCCUCAGUUUCAUCAUUCAGAUUGUUUGGAUUUUGAGGCAUGUAACCAGGACAUUAUUAUUUCAAUUUAUUCUAAUCUCUGAGAAUUUCCUAGUUUUGCUGGUAUGCUUCUCAUAAAGACAUGGCUUUUCUAUGACUUCAACUCUAAUUAUAUGGACUUUUACCUACAGUCUCCUUAAAAUGGUAAGUGGAAAAUAUUAAACAAGGUAGAUAUUUAAUGCAUCCAAACUAAUGAACAUUAACCCUUAGCCUAUACUAUGUCACAGUGUUUCUGCCACUUACAUUAAUGUAAAGUUAGUUAAAAACAUCUAGCCAUGUGUAUUUCAGAAUAAAUGAUUCAUUGGGUGUAAUGAGCUGUGCAGUAUCAGUUUUUUGUAUGUGAACACAUGGUCAUCUGCACAGCAUCACUACUGCUGCCCAUUAUCAUCAGAAAAUGCAGUUCAGCGUAUUGCUACCCGGCAUGAGAUUAAGCUUUAAAGGCAAAUGCCAUUUUUCUUUGCUGUUUGGCUUUCCCACUGUCUUCAUGUUAAAAAAUGCAUAUAUCAUAACUUAGCUAUCUUAUGUCAAUGAAAAAACAUAAAUCCACUCAAUUAGGUAGCUUACAACCUCUUCAUCUCUUUUAUGUAUAAAAGCAGAAGUGUGUUUAUAUAAGCCUAGUUCAAGCCUAGCAGUGAACAGAGAUAGCAUUACUCUUUCAAACAAGUGUGUAUUUCUCAGAACACACGUAUUAGAUUAUACUUUUCAAAUAUGCUUCACAUUCCUGCAUGGUAGAUGAAGAAAUUUUAUGAUUAAGCAUGUAAAAUGGAGGCAUUCUUUGCUCUGUAACUGGAGAAAACUACUUGUUUAGUGCUGGUGUUGAUAAUUUGGUAAGAAAAGUGAGGUGCUGAGCAAACAUUGAACAAAUAUUUAUGAGAUGGAAAUAAAGCUAGUGUUGUGCAUCACUUUUUCAGCACACUUGGCUUGGCUUUGAUUCCUGCCAGACCAACAAGAACAAAAAGCAAAGAUCAAAAUAAAGGUUAUUAAUGAAAUAAAGCGUUGCAGAUAUGAUUUCCUCAGUGCAAACAUAUACUUUAGUUGUCUUUCACUAAAUAACGUCCCUUUUCAUUUAUGAUAGCA
Messenger RNA from Nannospalax galili (Upper Galilee mountains blind mole rat), 4639 nucleotides. Its product is annotated as zinc finger protein 709. Lineage: Eukaryota; Metazoa; Chordata; Mammalia; Rodentia; Spalacidae. Gene Ontology annotation, cellular component: nucleus. The coding region runs from base 125 to 1744 and encodes 539 amino acids. The record is from RefSeq and is a predicted model, not a curated record. Gene Ontology annotation, biological process: regulation of transcription by RNA polymerase II. The transcript is spliced from 4 exons. Gene Ontology annotation, molecular function: RNA polymerase II transcription regulatory region sequence-specific DNA binding; DNA-binding transcription factor activity, RNA polymerase II-specific.